CUGAAUUCACCAAAUCCAUCACUCCCCGGCCAGUUGAACGGAACGAAAUAAUUAAUUUGUUGAAAUUUUAUAAAAGGGGGACAGUCAGAUAUUUGCAUGGAUUGUGCCUGAGUUGGCAAUCUACGAAGCAAGUGUUGGUGUGUAUGCAGGUGGCCACGUGUUGCUAUUGCUCCUCCCUACAUAACACGCGUGACCAUAAUAUAGUGCAACAAUAUCCACAUGGUACGUAUGAUGCCACCAAUUUGAUUCUUAUUCUAAAUUACUCCCUCCGUCCCAAAAUCGUUGGCCAAUGUUGACUUGCACGUGGAUUAAUAAAGUAAAAACUGUGUGGUUGAAAUUUGUGCAGAGUAGAGAGAAUUAACUUUAGCCACAUAUUCCUUACUUUAAAUGGAAGUGGCCAACCUUUUUUGGACGGCCAAAAAAGGAAAUUUGGCCAACCAUUUUGGGACGGAGGGAGUAGUGUAAUCGUAUGAAAAAUUUAAUACAUAUAGUUUAUUUUCUACCACGUAAAAGGGUUAAAAAUUCAAAACACAAGAAAUUAACUUCAAGAAAUUAACUGGGCAGUUUAUAUGUAUGAACUGCCCAUUUAACUUCAAGAAAAUUAUUUGAAUGCCUUCCCGAUCGAAUUUUGAGCUGAAAUUUGGUAUUGAUAAACUAGACUUCAUGAAGAACAUGCUCAAAAAAAUUCAUCAAAAAAUUCCAUCGGGAAGUGCCCGAAAUGCCCUCGGCCGGACGGCGGUUCCCGUCAGGCCGGCUGGACAUGAAAAGUCCUCUAUAUAUAUAUAUAUAUAGAAUUUGGUUCAAAUAAAAGUACUUCAUAGGUGAAAAAUAAGAACUAAUCUUGGCUGUUGAUGUGAAAAAAUGGAUGGAAGAGAUCAAUUUUUAAGUGGGAAACGCGGUGGCAUUUGUGUAAUUAUGGAGAACUUUUUUUGAAAAUAUUGUGACAAAUGUGUAUCAGAAUAGUCAAAAAGUGCACACGUAGAACACAAAAGUGCACUACGAUAUCAAAUAAAAAGUGCACAAGUUUGAAAUUUUUGACAAUCUUUUUUACACGCGUGAGUGCACUUUUGGUUAGUAGCUGUCCACUUUAUAGUAUAAACAUUUGCACAUUUUUUGAAACCGUCUUUUAUGUUUAAAGUUCAUCUAAUCCAUCCAUUUUCAAGUGAUCAAAGGCCAAGAUUUAUUCUCACUUUUCAUGGGAAGACUACUUUUUACUUGAACCCACCCUAUGUAUAUAUAGAGAGAAUGAAUCUGGUGAGAAGUCCGUUUGCGCUGAAAACUGAGAAGCAAUAAUAAACUUCCGAUACAAUUCAUCCAACGGCAAGGCAUCUUUUCGUAUUUUAUCAGUAUUGACCUCUGCUCCAGAUUCAUUUCAUCUCCCGAUUAAUAGUGUAGAUUUAUUAUUAUUUCUUAUUGUGGAACUCCUUGUGUAAUAUUAACUCUUUUCUAGUAUAAAUAUAUCUGCCAGGGCUACCAUUAAGGUUAAGCCUGGUAUUAUUUCUCACAUGGUAUCAGAGCCAAUUUCUAAAAUCCCUAAUUUUUUUUUUCCGGCUACGAUGACUUCUACGCCAACCUCUUCCGCCGCCGCUGAGUCCUCUGAGCCGGCCACAAUUUCACCCACCGCCCAGAUGACGUCGCCGACCUUCUCUUCGUCUCCAGCAACUCAGCCUCUAUCUUCCGCUGCUUCAAUCUCGCAGCAGGCCUCCAGUCUAUCUUCUCAAACGAUGGCUGCUUCAACAACUCUUCCCUUCAUGUCAAUGGACCCUGUUAUCUCUCAAACCUGGAUGCCGCCUCCUCUUAUGACGGAAUUUAGCGCCUGGAAUCCUCCCCUCUUUACUUGGACGCCGACACAGCCCUCAGUCCGUCCACCAGUGCAGCCCGUCCUCUCUACUGGCAGAAGUUUUCUUCCUCCCAUGGAAUCUGCCUCCAAUUUUGCUGGUCCUACAUUUGCAGGAGCACCAGGUAUUGCACCACUCUCCUCUCCUAGGCCAAUUGCUCCACGAAGUACUGCUGCCAACACCGGUUCUAUUCUUAAUGAAUUAGUUAAGAGUAUUGGAUUUUCUGCCCUUAAUAUUACCAACGUUGUGACCACCAAAUUAGCUGCGGUAGAGGAUUACCAAUAUUGGCGUACUCAAUUUGAGUCUUUUCUGCUCUCCAAUGGGUUUUUGGGAAUUUUAGAUGGUUCGAUUCCUGCUCCCCCUCCCUAUAUUUUUGAUGCGUUUCAUCUUGAGACAAUUAAUCCGGACUAUUGUAAUUGGUUAAAACUUGAUCAAACGGUGCGUUCGUGGCUAUUUGCCACUUUGUCUCGAGAUGUCUUAAUUGAGGUGCAUGACUUAAAGAAUGCUUCUGCUAUUUGGAGUCGGUUAGAGUCUCAUUUUAUGUCUGCUAGUCUUGCCCGCUCCAUGGAAUUAAAACGCCAAUUGACUACCUCUCGGAAGGGACUUAAUCAGUCUAUGGAGCAUUAUCUCAGAGACAUUAAGAUUAUUGCUGAUAACUUAGCUUCGAUUAAUGAUCCUGUUGCUCCUCGUGAACUAUUUAAAACUAUUUUGAUGGGUCUGGGACGAGACUAUGAGUCUCUUAUUACCUCAGUUGGUUUAUUUCCGGAGAGCUUCACCUUUGAAAGACUACGCAACUGCUUGAUUGAAAAGGAGCAAACUAUACAGUAUAUGCGCACUCUAGAAGAGCCUCCCCAGGCCCAAGCAUUUGCGGUCCAAGCUCAGGCUACCGGGCAGCCACCUCCCCACGGCGGGCAGCAGCAACGUGGGAGAGGUUAUCGCGGUAGGGGCGGUCGUGGACAGCGGGGCAGAGGGGGCCGCGGACAGCGUGGCCGCGGUUAUGCCCCACAUCAGCAUGGUUAUGGCUUUCCUCCUCCGAUGGGCUACGGCUACCCCCCUCCUGGCUAUGUUCCAGGGGGUGCACCUCAUGCGGGCAUUCUUGGGGCUCCAGGCUCAGCAGGCUCUUCAUCUGUUGACGGGCACUCUGUUCCUCCUCCUGUAGUUUGUCAAAUUUGUUAUGCCCCAGGUCAUCCCGCCUCUACUUGUCCGUCUCGUUUUGUUCAGCCGGCUGCACCUGCUCUCGCUGCUCAGGCUCCUGAUGCUACUGACAUUGUGUGGUAUCCUGACUCAGGUGCCUCUGCUCAUAUGACUCCUCAUCCAGGUAUUUUGUCUAAUAAAACCUUUUCUCCUAAUUCUCAUUCAAUUAUUGUAGCUAAUGGUACUUCUCUUCCUGUUAUGCAUACCGGUGAGGUUGUUUUGAGUUCCUCUGCUCGUCCUCUUCGCCUAAAAUCUGUUUUUCAUGUGCCUAAUAUUAAAUAUAAUCUUUUGUCCAUUCAAAAAUUAUGUGCUGAUAACAACUGUGUUGUAGUUUUUGAUAAAAAUUGUUUUUCUGUAAAGGACAAAACUACGGGGGCGGUUCUACUUCGAGCGGUCAGUGAUAAUGGUGUCUAUCCUGUUCGUCAGCCUGCACCUCCACCUGUUGCCCUUUCUGCUGCUUCUGUUUCCCUUUGGCAUAAUAGAUUAGGACAUUGUGGUACUCGUGUUUUAGAUCAACUUAGAAUUAAUAAUUUAAUUUCUGGCACUUCUGCUUCUAUUUCUGAUUGUAUUCCUUGUCGUUUGGGAAAAUCACAACGGUUACCUUUUAAUAAAGUUUUUCACAACAGUCCGUGUGCUUUAUAUUUAAUCCAUUCUGAUGUAUGGCAAUCUCCUGUGCUAUCUCAUCUUGGUUUUAAAUAUUAUGUUUGUUUUGUGGAUGAUUUUUCUCGUUUUACAUGGCUAUAUCCUAUGCGGCGUAAGUCUGAGGUUACUACUCAUUUUCAUCAUUUUAAAUUAAUGAUUGAAAAUUUACUUGACCGCAAAAUUAAGAUUUUUCAGAGUGAUGGAGGGGGUGAAUUUGAUAAUUUUCAUAUGCGGAAUUUUUUUACUGAUUCUGGAAUUAUUUUUCAAAAAUCUUGUCCUGAAACUCCGCAGCAAAAUGGCGUGGCUGAGCGCAAGCACCGUCAUUUAAUUGAACUAGCGCGAACCAUGCUCAUCACUGCCAAUUUGCCCGCUCAGUUUUGGGUUGAUGCUGUUCUCACUGCCACUUUUAUUAUUAAUCGGUUACCUCUCCUACUCUACAUGGUGUGUCUCCGUAUGAAAAAUUGUUUCUCUCUGCACCGGAUUUAUCUGGAAUGCGUGUUUUUGGUUGUGCAUGUUUUCCAAACUUUAAUGCCACUUCUGCUAAUAAACUUUCUCCACGGUCUGUUCAGUGUGUUUUUCUUGGUUAUGCGUCUGAAUAUAAAGGUUAUCGUUGUCUUGAUCCUAUUUCUGGUCGGGUUUAUAUUAGCAGAAAUGUCCGAUUUUUAGAAAAUAUUUUUCCAUAUUCUAAGUUGAUUAGUGCUACACUGUCUCCGUCGAGUAUGCCUUCUUACACCGCUACGUACCAGUGACCAGCCCCCAUCCUCAAACCUGCAACUGCAAUCCCAUCCAGUUGACUCACUCCCAGAUUUCCAUGCACCCACUCUAACCUAUAAUCAUGUUCCCAGCCCCUCUUCUACUCCCAUUACCUUAGCAGACAGUCAAUUACCUUCCACUACUCUGGCUGAGACUUUACUGGCCGACACACCACCAUUCCCUACUUCACUGGCCGACAAAUUAACAGUGCCUACCCCCCUGGCCGAAACCACAACAGCCUCUACCUCUUUGACCGAAACCACAACAGCCUCUACCUCUUUGACCGAAACCCCAGCAACCUCUACCUCCUUGGCCGACACCAUCUCGACCAACACAGCAGCUCCCAAUAGCUCCGCCCCGGUUGACAAUAUUCAUCCAAUGCAAACCCGGUCCAAAUCCGGUAUUUUUAAACCGAAACCUAUUUUUAAUUUAAACACAGUUGUUAGCACACCUGACCCUACUUGUUUUUCAAUAGCUAAUAAACAUCUUAAGUGGCGAGCUGCUAUGGCAGAGGAAUUUAAUGCUCUUAUCUCUAAUC
Molecule: messenger RNA, 4965 nt
Organism: Cuscuta epithymum
Lineage: Eukaryota; Viridiplantae; Streptophyta; Magnoliopsida; Solanales; Convolvulaceae
Source: the annotation of a GenBank genome assembly